AUGGUAGACAAUAAAUCAACGCCAGAUAACAAUGGCAAUGCAGCCCACCAAGAGUCUCCAACAUUCAAGUUGGAGCUUCACGAUGCUCUCUCACCCGACCCAGGUACAGAGGACAUGUACCACUCCGAGAACAACAAGUUCGCCUUCUCACCUGGUCAAUUGUCCAAGCUUUUCAACCCCAAGAGCUUAAAUGCUUUUUACGCGAUGGGAGGCCUUGAUGGCCUGGAGAAGGGUUUGCGCACUGACAGGAAGUCUGGGUUGAGUGUCGAUGAAGUUCGAUUGGAUGGAGAUGUUACCUUUAACGAGGUCGCGACAAAAGGUGCCUCGCCGUAUGGUCGAUUAGGCGACACGCCGCCUCGCGUUGAGAAAGAAACCGAGCAUGAUGGGUCCAAGAAGGGCAAGAAGGAGAAGAAGGACAAGGCUGCGCCUGCAAUCCCCCCGCCUGAACCCGUUAGGGAUACCGAUCCAUUUGCCGACCGAAAGAGGAUUUACCGCGAUAAUAGACUCCCCGAGAAGAAACCGAGAUCCAUCUUCGAAUUGGCCUGGAUUGCCUAUAACGACAAGGUCUUGAUUCUACUUACCAUCGCAGCUAUUGUGUCUCUCGCCCUCGGACUCUACCAAACAUUCGCGCCGCGUGAUGAAAAUGAGUCCCCCGAAGAAGAGGAGCCCAAGGUGGAAUGGGUUGAGGGUGUCGCGAUUCUCGUCGCUAUCAUUGUCGUGGUUCUUGUUUCAACGAUCAAUGACUGGCAGAUGGAACGUCAGUUCAAUAGGCUCAACCAGAAGAACAACGCGCGCACUGUCAAGGUCAUCCGCUCUGGUACGUCCGUCGAGGUCUCCGUCUUCGAUCUUAUGGUUGGAGAUGUUGUCCACUUAGAAACCGGCGAUGUUAUUCCCGUCGACGGCAUUUUCAUUGAUGGCCAUGGUAUUAAAUGCGACGAAUCUUCCGCUACCGGCGAGUCGGACCUGCUUAAAAAGGUUCCCGCCCAGGAGGUAUUCCAGGCGCUCAAGGACCUCGGUGAUAGAGAGAUCGACCGGAAGGAAAUUGAGAAGCUCGAUCCCUUCAUUAUCUCGGGUGCUCAGGUGAAUGAGGGCACUGGUACUUUCCUCGUCACUGCUGUUGGUGUUCACUCUUCUUACGGUCGCACUACCAUGUCCCUGAGGACGGAGCAGGAAGACACUCCUCUCCAGAGAAAGCUUAGCAACCUCGCUGAUGGCAUUGCCAAAUUUGGUGGCGGCGCUGCCCUUCUUCUCUUCAUCGUCCUCUUCAUCAAGUUCCUUGUCCAGCUACCCAAUAAUCACGGCUCGCCUCGACAGAAGGGUCAGGACUUCAUGGAAAUCUUUAUCGUCUCCGUUACCGUCGUCGUCGUCGCCGUGCCCGAAGGUCUCCCGCUCGCAGUCACUCUUGCUCUAGCCUUCGCAACUACUCGGAUGAUGAAAGACAACAACUUGGUGCGAAUUCUCAAGGCCUGUGAGACCAUGGGUAAUGCCACAACCAUCUGUUCCGACAAGACUGGCACCUUGACCCAGAAUAAGAUGACGGUAGUUGCAGCCACGCUUGGCCAGGCUCUCGGCUUCGGUGGCGAUAGCAAACCUCUCGCUGAUGUGUCGGAGGAUGAGAAGACAAAGGCUGUCGAGGUUGUUACCGGCUCUAUUCCUACCGUACCAAACGCCACUAAAUUCUCCGAGAGUCUUAGCACCUCCGUGAAGCAGCUCCUCGUUCAGUCAAACGCCGUCAACUCCACCGCUUUCGAAGGAGAUCAAGGUGAAGGAAAAACGUUUAUUGGAUCCAAGACCGAGGUCGCGCUCUUGACGCUCUGUCGUGACUAUCUCGGCGCCGGCCCUAUCCAGGAGGAGCGCACCAAUGCGAAUGUUGUUGACGUCAUCCCCUUCGACUCCAAGAACAAGUACAUGGCGACCGUCGUUAAGCUGAAUGGCAAGUUUAGGGUCUACGUGAAGGGUGCUUCCGAGAUUGUUCUAGGCAGAUGCAACAGGGUGCUGGACGAUGCUAGCAGCGACGAGCUCUCUACGACCGAGUUGACUGAGACCGGCACGAAAAUGUUCCAGGAAAUUAUCACCUCGUACGCGACGCAGACGCUUCGAACUAUUGGCUCGUCUUACCGAGACUUCGACUCGUGGCCGCCUCCGGAUUACGUUAAGACCGGUGAUAGUGCCGCCGACUUUAACGCGAUUCACAAGGAUAUGACGCUCGUUGCUAUUUACGGUAUUAAGGAUCCUCUCAGGGAUACCGUUAUUGACGCAAUCAAGGACUGCCAGAAGGCUGGUGUCGUGGUCCGCAUGGUAACUGGCGACAACAUUCUAACUGGUACUGCAAUUGCCCGAGAGUGCGGCAUCUACCAUCCCGAGAAGGGCGGCAUCGCAAUGGAAGGGCCCGUGUUCCGACGUCUGAGUGAGGAAGAUAGACAGCAAAAAAUCCCACACAUCCAGGUCCUUGCUCGAUCCAGCCCUGAGGAUAAGCGAAUUCUGGUCAAGACUCUUAAGAAACUAGGCGAGACGGUUGCUGUCACUGGUGACGGCACCAACGAUGCCCCCGCUCUAAAGAUGGCCGACAUUGGUUUCUCCAUGGGUAUCGCCGGUACUGAAGUGGCGAAGGAGGCUUCAGACAUCAUCCUGAUGGACGACAACUUUAGCUCCAUUGUCAAGGGUAUGAUGUGGGGCCGUGCUGUCAAUGAUUCCGUUAAGAAGUUCCUCCAGUUCCAACUCACCGUGAACGUGACCGCCGUCGUCUUGACUUUCGUUACCGCCGUGGCUAGCGCCGAGGAGGAGUCGGUUUUGAAUGCCGUCCAACUUCUCUGGGUUAACCUGAUCAUGGAUACAUUUGCCGCCUUGGCCCUUGCCACCGAUCCGCCUUCUCGAGCCGUUCUUGAUCGUCAACCGGAAAGGAAAUCUGCACGUCUCAUUACCGUACGGAUGGGCAAGAUGAUCCUUGGUCAGGCCAUCUGCCAGCUUGCCAUUGCCUUCACACUUCACUUCGGAGGUAGCACGCUUUUGGGCUACGAUAUGAGUGAUCACAACGAUAAGACUAGUCACAAGACAUUGGUGUUCAACACAUUUGUGUGGCUUCAAAUUUUCAACGAAGUCAAUAACCGCCGUCUCGAUAAUAAGCUCAACAUCUUUGAGGGAAUUCAUCGCAACUACUUCUUUGUUUUGAUGAACAUCAUUAUGGUCGCCGGACAAAUCAUUAUUAUUUUCAAGGGCGGCCAGGCAUUCCAGAUUCGUCCACUGAACGGAAAGGAAUGGGGCCUCUCCAUCGGCCUUGGUGCCAUUUCGAUUCCAUGGGGCGCUCUCAUCCGACUCUUCCCUGACGCGUGGGCCGCGGCCCUGGUGCCCAAGAUCAAGAUCAAGAUGCCCUGGUCGAAGGAGAAGAAGGCCAAGACCGGCGGACCAGAGGAUAUUGAGGCCCCCCCUGAAAAGUCCGACGCCCUGUCCUCGUCUUCAGAGGAGUUCGGUCCCCCUCCUCGAGCCAAGACGCACAGCUUUGUCCGUGGUAGACGUGGCACGGAGCCGAUUAGCGAGCGCAGCCGGGGUGGGAUUCGCGCGGCGAGCAAGAGGGCCUACUACAGAGCAGUACACAGCACAAACUAG
Molecule: messenger RNA, 3603 nt
Organism: Scedosporium apiospermum
Lineage: Eukaryota; Fungi; Ascomycota; Sordariomycetes; Microascales; Microascaceae
Exons: 7
Coding region: 1-3603 (1200 amino acids)
Biological process (GO): intracellular calcium ion homeostasis; calcium ion transmembrane transport
Cellular component (GO): intracellular membrane-bounded organelle; membrane
Molecular function (GO): ATP binding; ATP hydrolysis activity; P-type calcium transporter activity
Source: RefSeq, a predicted model, not a curated record